Molecule: messenger RNA, 850 nt
Organism: Fusarium graminearum PH-1
Lineage: Eukaryota; Fungi; Ascomycota; Sordariomycetes; Hypocreales; Nectriaceae
Exons: 1
Coding region: 133-693 (186 amino acids)
Source: RefSeq, a predicted model, not a curated record
CCUUCUCAUCCAUCACCGGUCGCAUUCCCAAUUACCAACCGACAUUCGUUAUUCCAUUUUGCACAAUCGCAAUUUUUUUUUAAUACUACCAUUUUAAUUUAAUUCGUCCAUCGCGAUUAAUCACUUGCCAAAAUGUCCACCACCGUCACCUCCUCCGCCGCGGCCGCCGGCGCCAGCACCGCCUGUGCCGCCCAGCUCUACAACCAGCCCAACCAGGACAACACAUGCGCGCUCCGCUACACGGAUCGUUACCUCCCCAUGAUGGAGAAGUGCUGUGGCGACGCAAAGAUUGUUAGCUACUACGACGACUGCGGUAUCUACUGUGUCGCCCUCGACCAGACCAUCGACGACCUCAGCAGCUGCCUCUUCAAAGCGGGUGCCGCCGACGCCGACGUCUUCUGCAGCGGAAACAACAAGACCACAAUGACAAAGGACGCCGAGGUCCCCGCCACCGCCCAGGCGAGCGUUGUUUCCAGCAAUGACGAUGAUGAUAAGGAUGGUGAUGACAAGGAUAGCUCUUCUGCUGCUUCCACUGGCACAGCUACCGGCACUGCUUCUUCAAGCAGCGAGACUUCCUCCGAGACUGGUAACGCUGCGCCUUCUUUGGCACCCAAGAGCGGAAUGAACACCGUCGGCCUUGCUGUCGGUGCUCUUCUCUUUUCCUCUUUCGCUGCUGGUAUUUUCCAGCUGUAAGCGAUCCAUCCAUCGGGGUUGCGUCUUUUCUCUGCGGUUUCCAUCAUUCUACAAGUCAAUAAUUAGGAAGGGGGUUUCUGAAGUUAUGUAUACACGCACAGUUGGCGAUAAAACAAUUGGACAUUUUUAUUUUAAUACGUAUUUAAUUGAUGUUGUC